AUGAGCACGCAGGUCGUCGACGUGAGCGAGUUCGUGCCGCUGCGCACGCUGGGGCAGGGCAGCUUCGGCGCCGUCCUCCUGGUGCGCAAGCGCAGCGCGCCGAACGCGGGCCGGGCCUUCGCCAUGAAGAUCAUGGACAAGGAGAAGAUGAUCCGGCGGAACAUCACGGAGAGCGCGCGCGUCGAGAAGGAGAUUUUACGGUCCGCGCGGCAUCCGUGCCUCGCGCGGCUCCGCUACGCGUUCCAGUCGCCCGCGCGGCUGUUCCUGGUCAUGGACUACUACCAGGGCGGGUCCCUCGAGGACCGCCUGCGCGCGGAGCCGGGCCGCGCGAUCGCCGCGGCCGGCGCGACGUUCGCCGCCGGCGAGCUCGCGCUCGGCCUCGCGCACCUGCACCAGCUCGGGGUCAUCCACCGCGACCUGAAGCCGGCGAACGUGCUGCUCGACCUCGGCGGCCACUGCGCCAUCGCCGACUACGGCCUCGCCUUUGGUCGGGACGUCCCAAACCAGUGGUUGAUUUCCACACAGGUCGGCACGCUGAGCUACAUGGCGCCGGAGUUCCUGCGCAAGGACGCGACGACCUACGACGAGCGCGUCGACUGGUGGGCCCUGGGUUGCAUCGUCUUCGAGAUGCGCUGCGGCCACACGCCCUUC
Molecule: messenger RNA, 651 nt
Organism: Aureococcus anophagefferens
Lineage: Eukaryota; Pelagophyceae; Pelagomonadales; Pelagomonadaceae
Exons: 2
Biological process (GO): protein phosphorylation
Molecular function (GO): ATP binding; protein kinase activity
Source: RefSeq, a predicted model, not a curated record